AUGCAGGUGGGAGAGGAAGUGGUUUCAUUAGGAAAGAUUGCAGGCCCAAUAGUAAUAACAACACUGCUUCUCCACUCAAGAUCAGUAAUCUCCAUGCUUUUCCUCAGUCAUCUAGGCAAAGAAGAGCUCGCCGGUGGGUCACUCGCCAUGGGGUUCGGAAACAUUACCGGUCUCUCCGUCAUCAAAGGUCUUUCAAUGGGGAUGGAUCCCAUUUGUGGUCAAGCCUUUGGAGCCAGAAGAUAUUCAAUCCUUAGCCAAACCUUCCACAGAACAUUAUGUCUUCUUCUACUUAUCUCCAUCCCUAUUUCAAUCCUUUGGCUAAACGUGGAACCCAUUUUCCUACGCUUAGGUCAAGAUCCAGAAGCUACCAAAAUCGCCAAAGUUUACAUGGCUGCCUUCAUCCCUGAGCUCAUAGCUCAGUCUCUCCUCCAUCCCAUGAGGACUUUCCUUAGAGCUCAAGGCAUUAGCACUCCUCUCACCAUUGCUGCCAUUGUUGCUGUCCUCCUCCACCCUUUGGUCAACUACAUUUUCACAAUAUAUUUCCAGUUAGGGGUUAAAGGCAUUGCAUUAGCACUUGCUUGUAACACGUUCAAUAUAAACCUGGGGUUAGUAAUUUACAUGGUCAUCUCAGAAAAUCCUUUGAAACCAUGGCAUGGGGUCACAAUUAUCUCAAUCUUUCAAGGCUGGCGUCCACUGCUAGCACUAGCACUACCUAGCCUCCUUUCAGUGUGCUUAGAAUGGUGGUGGUAUGAAAUAAUGCUGUUUCUUUGUGGCUUACUCGACAACCCCAAAGCCAGCGUUGCAGCCAUGGGAAUCCUCAUACAAACAACGGGCAUGUUAUAUAAUUUCCCGUUCUCAAUGAGCGCCAGCAUUUCAACAAGGGUCAGUCAAGCAUUAGGGGCCGGGCAACCAUCGAGUGCUCACCGGACCGCGGUGAUCGGCCUCCUCAUGGCCUUCGCUUUCGGACUAUCGGCCUUCGUUUUCAUGACAGCACUGAGAUCAUGGUGGGGGAAGUUGUUUACCGAUGAACCACAAAUCCUCCAUCUCAUCUCAACUGUGCUUCCGAUACUGGGGCUUUGCGAAGUGGGGAAUUCACCACAAACGGCUGCUUGCGGCGUCUUGACGGGGACUGCCCGUCCUAAAGACGGUGUGUACAUAAACUUAUGCUCGUUUUACCUGAUAGGAUUGCCUGUUGCAAUAGUGACAACAUUCCAACUGGAAAUGGGGUUCGUGGGACUAUGGGUUGGGCUACUAGCAGCUCAAAUGUCAUGUGUGUGCAUGAUGGUGUACACACUGAUUCGAACCGAUUGGAAGCACCAGGUGAAGCGAGCUGAUGAACUCACCCUUGCCGCAGGAGGCAACGAUGAUUUAGAAACCAGCCUACUAAUUGACACAGAUAAUUGA
Molecule: messenger RNA, 1404 nt
Organism: Gossypium arboreum
Lineage: Eukaryota; Viridiplantae; Streptophyta; Magnoliopsida; Malvales; Malvaceae
Product: protein DETOXIFICATION 53-like
Exons: 1
Coding region: 1-1404 (467 amino acids)
Biological process (GO): xenobiotic detoxification by transmembrane export across the plasma membrane
Cellular component (GO): membrane
Molecular function (GO): antiporter activity; xenobiotic transmembrane transporter activity
Source: RefSeq, a predicted model, not a curated record